AUGCCAAAAAGAAGUAGAUCACCAGAUUCGUCUGACUCUACGGAUUCAGAAGAGGAAGUAAGACGUCAAAUUCGAAGAUUAAAACGAUACUUACGAAAUGAAAAGAAAAAUAGAGGGGCGUCGCCAUUACUGGAGCCUCUGGAGGAUGAAAACAAAGAAAACGACUAUGAUUCAGUCUAUUCCGAGCAAACCCUCGGUAAUAAAUCUCAAGAUGAAUCAUUGAUAGAAGAAAAGGAGGAGGAGCCGCCUUUGGAGGAAAAUAUAUUAAAAAUUAUUGGGUUAGAUCCAUCAACAAAAAAGACAGAGUGCACUAUUCAUAAAUCUUUAGCUGAUGUAUGGAAGUUAAUUCUACAGGAUGGUUUGGCCAAAGAUCAGUUGGAAGAAUUACUUCUUAAAUACCAGGCCUUUUCAAACUGUCCAUUGAUGCAACCACCCAGGGUUAAUCCAGAAAUAAAAGCUUCAGUAAGUGAAUCGUCUUUAACCCGAGACUCACGCCUGUUAGCCAUUCAGAAUCGUCUUUGCUCAGCUUUGUCUUCUAUAGGCAGUGCUUUAUCUAUCCUCUUUUCAGAGGAGUUAGAAGAACCCAAAUGUACAGUAAUAAAACUAAUUAGUGAUGCUGCAAAAUUAAUUGCAGAUGUUCAUUAUGAACAAUCUCAGGCAAGGCGUGGAUUGUUAAAGGGUGUUCUUAAUAAAGAAAUGGCUGACACAUUAGUUGAAUCCUCAAUGGAUGGCUGGUUGUUUGGGAAUAAUUUAACUGAACGUAUUAAAGCAGCGAAGCUUUUAGCUAAAACAUCAGAGGAUUUAAAACUGACUAAAAAACCUAAAACAUCGUCAAAAUUUUCAAACAAAAAAGUACUGCAACCACAACAUUUAAACUACAAGCGUCUUCCUCGUCAACAUUAUCAGCAGGCUCGACAAGGGGGACAGAAAACAGGCCAACAUUACAGUCAAUCGAGAAGCAAGUUGAAUUCCAGGAGCAACCACCAACCUCUGAACAACCGAUACAAUUAUCGUCAGAAAUAA
Molecule: messenger RNA, 1023 nt
Organism: Brassicogethes aeneus
Lineage: Eukaryota; Metazoa; Arthropoda; Insecta; Coleoptera; Nitidulidae
Source: the annotation of a GenBank genome assembly